Drosophila biarmipes is the source of this 1807-nucleotide messenger RNA. RefSeq lists its product as uncharacterized. The record is from RefSeq and is a predicted model, not a curated record. NCBI's taxonomy places the organism in Eukaryota, Metazoa, Arthropoda, Insecta, Diptera, Drosophilidae. The transcript has 5 exons. Bases 383 to 1636 code for a protein of 417 amino acids.
UGGGGAAGUGGUUGCUACGUUGAUUGCCUCAGUGUAGACUUGAGAGAGGGGGAGAGCCGCUUGGGAUGGGAGAGACACAAUGGUCGUCAGAGCGCGAGAUACGAUUUGUGGGCCCGUUCAUUGCCGAUAAAACGCUCUCCACACGCUCACCGCUCGUCACUGAACAACAUUUUUGGAACGAGUCACACGCACGUUGCCCCACUGCGGAAAAGGAGCAAAAACAAGUCGUCUUCGAGGAAAUCCAAAUAACAUUUAUUUUCACAAACAGAAAUCAUAAAUUAAUCAAAGGCAUUGUUACAACAUAGACGACUUUCGCACCCAAUUCUCGCUUUUCGCUGAGAGGGCCAAGCAGUCUGGAAAGCCAGAGGAAGUUGGCGACAAAAUGUGCCGCUGCUGUCAAAACUGUUGGGAAGAUUUCUACUGGAAUUGCUUCGAGGAGCGUUUUUGCUACGACGAAUCGAUCGCCAACUACAUUCCCGAGGACGACGAGGACUACUUGGCCUCCAGAAAGAAUGGCCAGAUUGUCGGACGCAUUCAGCCUACAUCGGCGGAUAAUAAUAAUUUGUUGACGUUGCCCCAGCCGAUUUGCGAUCAGCCGCAAAUGAGACAGGGCAACUCGAGCCCGGGCCUGAGCCUAAUGAGCGCCAAGAUACACGAAGAGGACUAUCGGAGGGAGACUCAGAUCAAUGUGCCCAAUUUGGGACCAGAGAUAUUGGCAGUGUUCUCCAAUUCGCAGAUUUUCCAGGACCAUCAGCCCACCAAGCUAAACCGGAUCAGUACUAAGACAUAUCUAGCAGGGAUCCAUUCGCCGAAUCGCGAGAUGCCAACGACUCCGCGUCCCAGUGAUGAGGAUAGAUUGCUGCGACGUCUGGAAGGCGAUGACACAGAUGCAAGACCAGGAUCGGCCGAGAAGCGGAUCACAUUCACGUUGGCGCCCAGUUCCGCCGAAUGCUCUCCUUCAGGAAGCCAAUCGACCCUCACUCCCAAGAAAUUCGAGCCUAUUGCCGAGGAGGAAAAGGAGGACGGAAAUGCCGACGAGGAGGUGGUGCUGCGACCUAGACUGAUCGACAGGCAUCCCCACUUGCUGGCCAAUCCCAGUGGUCUGGCCAACACGCCCAAACGGAUCCUUCGAUCCGCUAAAAGCGUUCCGCACAUGAAUGUGCGAUCGUCAGCCAGUGAGACAGACAUUUUCUCAAUAAGCGGCACCAUGACUGGAGGCAGCCAGAUCAGCAUGACGCCCGAGGUACCCUUUAUAUCGUUCAGCAACCUGCCAAAGAACUACGAAGACACACCCACCAUCGAAAAAUACAGGGUGUCCCAGAGUCUUUACUCCAUUCAGACGGCAAAUGCAGCUAGGGCCACCCAAGAUGAUUACUCGAUGCCACGCUAUUUCCGGCGGUCGGCCAUGCUUCUGACCCAGAGUUCAGAGGUUCUGCCAGGUUCCAGUUCGUUGGCCUCCAUGUCGCCGUCGAUUACCUCUUCUUCUGCUUCCCCGGGAUCCUCCAAAGACGAACUGCGGCGCCCCGAGAAGGAAAAGAGCAAGAGAUUGCAGAUGCUGCGCGGAAAUCUGCCGCCCCUGCUCAUACAUUCCGUAUCUUUCAAACGCAACCGUGACGAUGGAAAGCAGGUGCAGUAGAUGCGUUUCCCAAAUAUGUUCAUUUUUAUAACCACUUUGUCCAUGUUAACUUAGACGCGUUCACUUUGUCAUAUUGUAAGCUAAUUGUUGACCGACUAAUUCACUCAGUAUUCUUAUGAAGCAUGUUAUACGUUUUAAUUGAUAUUAUAAAUAAAUUGUAUUUUACGCCUA